ACAAGCUUUGAUAAGAGCCUUCCUUCAUUUUAUUUGUGUGUUUGGAACUUUUAUUGAAACCAAUCUUUUAUUUUUAUAAGUACCAUUGUCGAUUGCCAGGUGUGUAGUAAAAUUAAUUCGAGGUAUUAAUACGUUUUGAAAAUGCAUUUCAGUAGCUGAUAUUAUAGUGACAGAAUUAUUUACGGUUGACAAAUUUUUAUAAGUUCUAGAUGAACAGUAAGUACUAAUUCCUCACUUGAAAUUGAAGAGCUUAAUAGAAGAAAAAAGCUUUGAUCAAUUGAGAUGAAUGAAAGAAAGAGGAAGAAACUGACCACUUCUGCGAAAGAAAGAAAACUGCACAUUUCUAUAACAGUUGAGUGGUUGAAAGAAAAUUGUUCUCCAUGCCCUGAUGUGUGUCUUCCAAGAGAGAUUUUGUACGCGCAGUAUACAGAUUUCUGCAAGAAUCAAAAUACGCGACCCACAUGCAAAGCUACAUUUGGAAAAUUGGUCCGUAAUACUUUUCCAGAGGUCACAUCCAAGCGUCUCGGUGCACGUGGACAAUCCAAAUACCACUAUAGUGGAAUUGGAAUAAAAUCAGAUGGCGUUUUUACAACUAUGUGCAGUACUGAAGGGGUGACGAGAUUUUCCAGAACAAGCAACGAAAGAAAGGGAACCAAAGUCAUAAAUUCGAAAAUCGGAACUUUGCUGCCUAUGUUUCCUGAUGUUGAGGAUUUGUAUGUUCCGUCAAACAUGAACCAAAGAAAGCUCAAAGUUUUCCUCAAUAUGUACAGAAUACAUUGUCAAUGCAUUGUGGACGUGACAAUAGGAGAACACUUUGAGGAGAUCCGUUUGUUUCUACUUCAUUUUUGGCAAGGUUUUCCGAAUCACCUACUGUCUAUAUUCGAAUAUGAAUUGACCACUGAUGUUUUGAUUGCUUGUGAUUCGAUAUUGCAUCGGACGCUGAUUGAUAUUCUUAUUCCGUCUGAAAUCAUUGAAAUUCCUGAAAAGUUACUGCGAGAUAUUCAAAAUGUGGCUUCUCAUUGGCAGAUAUGGCUGACAUGCGCACUUGAAAACAUGCCUAUCUCUUUGAAAUCUAUCAAAAUGGAAACAGCCAAAAGAUUCUGCGCCGCUUUAAAACGGCAUGUAGCUCUUCUUCAUUUCUCACAAGUUGCCAGACCAAUUUUAAGCCAGAUACCUCUGAAAUCACUUUACAAUGAGAUUUUAAAUCUGGAAGCAUACGAAAAAAACCAUUUCAUAAAAACAGCGCCAAAGUGUAAUGACUCGCCAAAUAAAGUUGAAUGUGACGUCAUGAAUCUCUUAGAAAAGGUCAUCGAUAUCGAACAAUUAAUGGAAUGUUUGGAUGUCGUUAUCUUAAACAACAUAUACCAGGAAAAUGUCGGAGCAGAGAGUGAUAAAGAAGAGGAGUUCCUACUUUUGUGGGUGUACACGCUAAACAGACUAUCUCACCUUCUUUCGGAAAAUCAAUCAGAUCACUUCAUAACUUUGCACUUUUGGGUGACAUUUAUUCAAGAAUAUUUGAUGUUGGCUGUAGAAACCAGAAGAAUGAAUGAGAAACAGAAUUUGAUUUUCUCGAAUCUUAACAAGCACAUCAAAACCAAAGAAAAGUAUGGUUUCAACAGCUUCAAAUCUGCAACAUCCUGUUUUAUGAUCGACUCAAAAAGGUGCUUUGAGAGGGAAAUAAAACAUUCGAAGUCAAGCUUGAUCAAUAACACUUCUAAGAAGAUAAUAGCGGACAGAAAGCAUCAGAACAUUGAAUAUAGCCAAAUCGGCAAGCAGCAAACAAAGCCAUGCUGGGAUUUCAAUGGCUAUGUUCCCCUUGAAACAAGCGACAGAGAACUGUUACAUUGGAAUGAAACUAAUUACAGUAUUCCUCUUUCAAUUACACCAGAAAAAGGACCUUUCAUAAACCACGAAUUAGAUUCUUUAAGAAAAAACUACACAUUAUCAACCGAUUAUCAAACAAGACACAGCUGUCGAUUUUUUUAGAGGUUUUCCCUGUAGAGCGGCAAACCAGGUUGAACAUUGAAAAGGUACAUUUCUUGAGCUGGCAUUUCGUGCCAUAUCCAGAGAGAAAAGCUCACUGAAGACUUGUCUCUCGAAUUAUUGAUAAUCGUAUUGCUUUAUAACAUGAAAAAAUUAGUUUCUCACUGUUGUCAAUGCAUUGAGAGACAAAAUCAUAUGACAGAUAAGAUCCUUAAUUAUCAUUGAACAUCCAGAUUUCUUUAGUUGUCAUAAUUAAAGGAAUAAAAUUAUCAGGAUAGUUUUUUCAUGUGAAAUAUUUCAUUAUUAAAUAUUUAACAGUGUUUAUCUAUAAUAUUUAUUUAUCAUCCUUUCUUAAUAUUCUCAGCUUUUAUAAUCUCUUGAAUGUAACUAUUAUUACAAAUAAAAUAGUUAAAACUAAAA
This is a messenger RNA of Parasteatoda tepidariorum (common house spider), 2403 nucleotides long. Its product is annotated as DNA-binding protein RFX6. Gene Ontology annotation, molecular function: DNA-binding transcription factor activity, RNA polymerase II-specific; RNA polymerase II cis-regulatory region sequence-specific DNA binding. The record is from RefSeq and is a predicted model, not a curated record. Gene Ontology annotation, biological process: regulation of transcription by RNA polymerase II. Lineage: Eukaryota; Metazoa; Arthropoda; Arachnida; Araneae; Theridiidae.